ACCACGACGACCAGAGCAAGCAAAGGACACGUUCUAGCCUACAUCAGUCGAGCUCCUCAAUCCGAAAGCAAAAUGACCCUCUACUAUGCUCUCGUCUUCAGCCUCCUGGUCUUGGAAAUGGCCAUGUUCUGCGUGCUCGUGCUGCCAUUGCCCUUCAAGAUGCGCCGUUCGCUAUUUGUCUUCAUCAACACGUCGCCGCUCGUUGCAAAAUUGCAGUAUGGAUUGAAAAUCACAUUCAUCUUCAUCCUUGUCCUCUUUAUUGAUUCCGUCAAUCGAGUCUUCAAGGUAAGCGAUGACGCGCAGGCAAGGGCCUCUGUCGAUGUUAGUAUGCGCGAACAGUACCGCUCCGAUGUGCAGGCUCGCAAAUUCUACUCUCAGCGCAACAUGUACCUCACUGGCUUCACCUUGUUCCUUUCCCUUAUUCUGAACCGCGUCUUCGUCCUCGCCAACACGAACCUGCGUCUCCAAGACCUCGUUGACAAUAGCGCCACCAAGAAUGAUGCAGCCAUCAAGAGCAAGGCCUACCUCGAGGAGAUUGAUGAGCUCAAGACAAAGUUGAAGAAGCGCGAUGCAGACUUUGAUGAAUUGGCUGAAAAGUACAAGCAAGCAACAGCCACAGGCGAAGCCAAGAAGAGCGCCUGAUUAAGUACUAUGAAGCAAGUGAUGUGCUAUGAACGCAGCAGCAGUGGCUAAUGCCAUGCCAAUGAUACCACGACGCAACUUCAUCUUUUGCGCAAAGACAAUUUCUACUUCAAUCAACUCUUGCUCUUCAUGACAGAUCGUGAUGG
Messenger RNA from Protomyces lactucae-debilis, 788 nucleotides. RefSeq lists its product as uncharacterized. Gene Ontology annotation, cellular component: endoplasmic reticulum; endoplasmic reticulum membrane. The record is from RefSeq and is a predicted model, not a curated record. Gene Ontology annotation, biological process: intracellular protein transport; endoplasmic reticulum to Golgi vesicle-mediated transport. The transcript is spliced from 3 exons. The coding region runs from base 73 to 642 and encodes 189 amino acids. NCBI's taxonomy places the organism in Eukaryota, Fungi, Ascomycota, Taphrinomycetes, Taphrinales, Protomycetaceae.